Molecule: messenger RNA, 699 nt
Organism: Cinara cedri
Lineage: Eukaryota; Metazoa; Arthropoda; Insecta; Hemiptera; Aphididae
Source: the annotation of a GenBank genome assembly
AUGGCCACACCGACCAGUGGCAAUGGCAAUUUGGUGGACGAAUUCGACGAAGCAUUCAUGUCGCUCGUCGAGAUCAUAUCGAAAGAAGAAGAAACGUUCGCGCCGGGUGAUAAAGAAGAAGUAAGAGUAGACAUAGAUCAGUGUACGAUACGAUUUAUUGAUAUCGCCAGACAACUAGAAGCGUUUUUCCUUCAAAAACGAUUUCUCCUGUCGGCACUGAAGCCCGAAUUGAUCGUAAAAGAAGACAUAUCCGAGCUGCGCUUGGAAUUAGCACGCAAGGAUGACCUCAUACGGCGACACUACGAUAAAAUCGGCGUUUGGCAAAAUCUAUUGGCUGAUCUACAACAAGUGGCCAAAUCGCCUGCCCAGAAUACGAUGGGCCAGAGUCCCAUGCCUGCACCGAUGCCUUCUCCUCUGUCCGGGCCGAUCGGACCACCCCAACAACAACCGUCGCCUCAAGUACCCGGUUGUAUGGUAUCGCCGCAACAGGCAAUGUUCUUGCAGCAACAACAGCAACAGCAGCAACAACAACAACAGCAACAACAGCAGCAGCAACAACAAAGGCCCGGCGGUCCUGUGGCUGGGGGAUCGAUGGGUGGAGGACAAAUGGCUGGAGGACCAGGAGCGUUGUUGCAAGGACCGUUGGCCUAUUUGGAAAAGACCACCAGCAAUAUAGGAAUGGGCGAUGGGAGAAGGUGA